Molecule: messenger RNA, 2313 nt
Organism: Cuscuta campestris
Lineage: Eukaryota; Viridiplantae; Streptophyta; Magnoliopsida; Solanales; Convolvulaceae
Source: the annotation of a GenBank genome assembly
AAAAAAGUAGAUUUGAGGAAGUACUGGUCAGGGUAUAUCAUCCAACAAAUUCUCUCCUCGCUUCCGGAGCAACCCCACAAAAGCAUUUCUUUCCCUUCCGUAUUCACAAAGUCCCAAGCAAGAUCGCGCACACCCCCGCUUCAAACCACUCGAGAUUGCUCUCAGCUCAGUAUCUUUUUUGCUUCAUCAGCAAUGGAGCUAGAAGAAGGAUCUGAAGAAGUGGAGAUGAGCGAAGCUUUUAGGAAAAAAGCUCCUAACUACUUUGCGACUGAUCAAUCGGGUGGAUACUUGUGUUCCACGGCGAAAGAAGCAAGAUUUUAGCAAACGUGUUAACAUCAUACUUAAAGCAUUUGAUGUCCGUAAUCUAUUAGGUACUCUUUUGACUUUUUUGAUUUUUGUAUUUUGUUGUUAUACUCUAAAUAUACUAAUGUAGAUUAUGUUCUUCCAUGGGUCAACAAUAAAGGGCACUAUGUUGCUAAGGUGGUGAGGAAAAGAUUGAACAUGCAUUUUUAUUAAUAGGCAGCCUAGUUGUAUGCUCAAUUUAUUUUGUUUUGGUUAGAUUGAUGUUGAAAUUGGUGUUCAUAAAACACUUUUGUAGAUGCAUUUACAAAAUACAGAGUAACAAUUCUUGUACGAACUUUUAACUGUAUUUUUUCUCCUCUUUUACAAUUUCUUUCCUUUUGCAAGCAACGACAACUAAGACAUCAAUCAACUCCUUCAAAUUAUUCAGAAUAUAAUAAUGCUAAUGGUACUGGAUUUUGAGAAAGGAAGCAACGACGUAUUAGAUAAGGGUUAGGAAGAUCAUCAUUUCGAGAAUCAUGAAGCGCAUCAUUCUCGACAUUCUCUGUGUUGUCCACAGACAUAUCAAAUGAUCUCUCUUUCCUCCUAGGAGAAGUUGAACUCCCAACCACAUGCAGAAAAACAUUAUCAUACUCAUUACCUCUAUGAGUUGCUUGGUUGCCAUUGUUUUCAGUCAUUGCUCGGUUUCCAAUACCCGAAUUAUUCUUUAAACCACUAAUGUGAGAAGGAUUUUCAUUUCAAGAAUGAUGAACUACAUCAUUCCUGACAUUUUCUGUGUUGUCCGCCAACAAAUCAAGUGGAUCUCUCUCUCUCCUUCUCUUCCUAGGAGAAGUUGAACUACUAAACCCACGGGGGAUAGCACCGUCACGAUGAUUAGCUCCAGCAUCUCUGUUGUUUUCGGUCGUUCCUUGGUCACUUCCAGUACCAAAAGCAUCAUUUUUUGAAGCAUUUGACAGAGUUAACCCUUGUCUUACACGUCGCUGCUUCCUUGUUCGGCUUUAAAAAAUGAUGCUUUUGGUACUUGUAGCGACCAAGGAACGACCAGAAACAACAGGGAUGCUGGAGCUAAUCAUCGUGAUGGUGCUAUCUCCCGUGGGUUUGGUAGUUCAACUUCUCCUAGGAGGAGGAGGAGAUCCACUUGAUAUGUUGGGGGAAAACACAGAGAAUGUCGGGAAUGAUGCGCUCAUUCGUGAAAUGAGGAUCCUCCUCACACUAAUGGUUUUAGGGACAAUUCUAGUAUUGGCAACCGAGCAAUGACCGAAAACAAUGGCAACCAAGCAAUGACUGAGAACAACAAUGAUGCUCAUAGAGGUAAUGAGUAUGAUAAUGUUUUUCUGCAUGUGGUUGAGAGUUCAACUUCUCCUAGGAGGAGAGAGAGAUCAUUUGAUAUGUUUGUGGACAACACAUAGAAUGUCGAGAAUGAUGCGCUUCAUGAUUCUCGAAAUGAUGAUCCUCCUAACCCUUAUCUAAAACGUCGUUGCUUCCUCGCUCGAAAUCUAGUACCAUUAGCAUUAUUAUAUUCUGAAUAACUUGAGGGAGUUGAUUGAUGUCUUAGUUGUCGUUGCCUGCAAAAGGAAAGAAAUCGUAAAAGAGGAGAAAAAAUGCAGUUAAAAGUUCGUACAAGAAUUGUUACUCCAUAUUUUGUAAAUGCAUCUACAAAAGUGUUUUAUGAACACCAAUUUCAACAUCAAUAUAAUCAAACAAAAUAAAUUGAGCAUACAAUUAGACUGCCUAUUAAUAAAAAUGCAUGUUCAACCUUUUCCUCACCACCCUAGCAACAUAGCGCCCUUUAUUGUUGACCCAUGGAAGAACAUAAUCUACAUUAGUGUAUUUAGAGUAUAAUAACAAAAUGCAAAAAUCAAGAAAGUCAAAAGAGUACCUAAUAGAUUACGGACAUCAAAUGCUUUAAGUAUGAUGUUAAUAUUCUCCGGAAGUACUUGGAUUCCAGUUUUCGUUAGAUAAUAGCGACCAUGAAUUGGCUUAAGUAGGAUUUGGAUUUGUGGGUGAAACACU